Messenger RNA from Stylonychia lemnae, 5154 nucleotides. The record is from the annotation of a GenBank genome assembly. NCBI's taxonomy places the organism in Eukaryota, Ciliophora, Spirotrichea, Sporadotrichida, Oxytrichidae.
AUGAAUUAUAAGUCUAUCAUGCCUUAUAACAUUUCAGAUUAUCAGACCUACUCUUAAGAAAAUAAUGAUUAUGGAGAUAGUGUUGAGAAUUAAAAAGAUGCUAGAUUUCAUACUGAUGAAGUGCUUGAUACAGAUCCGAAUGAAAUUGUCUAAUACAGAAGUGAAGUUAAAAAUACAAGAAUUAAAGAAGAGAAUGGCAGUAACAUGGGAAGAACUUAAUAAUAAAAGCAGAGUGAUUUGAUUUUUAUGAGCAAGCGUCUUAAGUAGAAGAAAAAGAAAAAUAGAAGGCUGACCAUUAACAAUCAUCAUUUAUUACUCAGUUCACAGCAAUAGAAAAUGGAUUAGUCCAUAGGUUUGGUAUAGUAUAGUCAGAGUUUAAAGCAAAAUCUUAUAUAAAAAAGAUAGAAUUUCCUCAAUAGCAAUUAUUAUCAGUAAUCAGGUGGGGGAUAUCUCGAGAGUUAGGUUAAAGCAUUAGACAUUUUAUUUAACGAGACAUUAAACAAUAAAUCCUUUGAGAAGAGGAAAAACAUGACUUCUUAAAAGAGGAAGACUAUAGCAGACAAUUAAAAUUCAAACUAAGCAAUGGAUAUCAAUAAUCUCUUUCCAUACUUAGAGAAAAACCAUCCCUCUAAUUAAGAAAAUAAACAAAUAGGUAGUGUCAAACGCCAUCAAAGGCUUUUAACUUAGUAGUAGUAAAAAUAUCAUAGUAAUGAUGUGACAUCGAUUGAUAUAUAGAAAAAUUAAAUUGGAAUAAGUGAGGACUAAAAUCUUGAACUGUUAAAAGAGAAAUUGAAGCAUACUUAAAGGAUGCAUACUGCUGCAAAUUUCAACAGACAAAUAUAAGAUCAAUAGUCUUAAAGGUAUUCAAUAGUAACGCCUAUCAACAAUAUCGGACCAAUGAUAAGCAAGGAAUAUGUAACUCCAAGAGAUUUAGCCAAUUAUCGAGUAAAACGAAAUUUAUCCAUAAAAGAUUCUUUUUUGUAAGAUGAUAGAGAGAAAUAAGUUGGGAUUGAGGCUAAGCAUUUUAUAAAGCUGAAAGAUAGUUUGAGGAAUAGCGAUAACAGCAGUCGAAUUAAAGAAGCUGAAAAAUUACUAAGAGCUAGUAUAGAAUCCUGCAAACAUAUAAAGGAAGAUAAGAUUAAAUCUUAAGAUUGCCAAAGUCAGAUGGAGACUAUUAGAAGAAAUAACUCUUAAAAAAUAAUAGAAAAUCAUAACAGUAGAUACUCUUAAAUGAAUUUGAGUCCCUAAUAAUUUGAUUAAAAGACGAUUCCCCUUAAAAGCACUAACAGGAUAUUUACGAAGACAUCAGAUAACUUGAACACAUUAAGGAAUAUCAAUAAUUCUGAGUCUCCGAAUAAAUAAAUUAAAAAGGAAAAGAUAGUUAGAAACCUUUAGGUAGAGUAAAUAUUGUAUAAUCAGCAGAGAGCAUAAAUCAAAACUAACCAAAACAAUAAAGAUUGCAAACCUAGAGAUAUUGUACGCUAAUAUCUUAAAAGAAACCAUAAUAUGGGAGAUUAGAUCGUGUGCCUUGUAAAGACGAAUGAAAAUCAUUUGAGAAGAGGAAUGGAGCGCCGUGGAUGGUUUGAGAAUAGGAUUCUGACUUCAUGUAUGUUUGAUAUAAAGUUUGAAGUAUAGGACUAACAGGCAGAUUAUACAGCACUUAGACCGCAUCAAUUAUUCAAUCAUUUUCCAAAUAAUACAGAGCUCACUACUAAAUCUGGUUUGACAAAGAAUCUCUACACAUCAUAAAAAAGAAUCAUUACUUUCUAAAGCAGAGAAGUCAAAUCAAACUUGGUAUUAAAAUAUAUACAAAGAUAUCCAGAUGAUUAGCAAAUAGUCAUAAAAAAUAAGAUGCUAAACAAAGCUCUGUUGUUUUGCAAGUAAUAAAUAAGGAAUAAAAAUAUGAAUGAUCUGGUAAAAAGUGAUUUAAUUUAAGAGAAAGGAGACAAAGAAGAUUCAUCAGUAAGUGAAAAAUUAAAGAGGGCACUUGUUAAAUUCUCUUAAUAUAAUCAGCCUUACUAAGAUUAUCCUAAAUUGAGACAGAAAAUGGGUGUGUCUUAAGAUUGGGAUUAACCUAAUUUCUACUUCAUAUAUAGAAUCUAGAAAUGUCAUAAAACGCUUAAAAGAAAUUUUCCAUAAUACAGAGUUGAUGGAGUUAAAAAUGUAUGGAUAGUUAAGCCAUCUUAUAAUGCAAGAGGAUUAGGAAUAUAUUGUGUUGAUAAUUGCUAGGACUUUCUCCAAAACAAUCAGAGGAAGGUUCAAUCUAAAAUUGUUUAAAAAUAUAUUGAAAAACCAUUACUGCUUAAGUUGCCUUCAAUUCAUACGGAUAAAGCCUUUGAAAGGAGAAAGUUUGAUAUUCGGCAAUGGGUUUUGGUAAAUUAAUUUGAUCCUCUAGAGAUACAUGUGUUCUCAGAUUAUUAUCUAAGGAUUUGUGGUUCAGAGUUCAGUUUAAAUGAUAUACAAGAUAAUUUUAAGCAUCUUUCUAAUUUUACCAUAUAGAAAAAUAACUAGAGAGUAGAAAAUAAAGAUGAAGAGCUGGCAAUGAGUUAAAAGUAGUUUAUCGAGUAUCUUAGAGCUCAAAACUAUUAAGACGUUAACAAGAUAUAAGAAAGGAUUAAAAGAGACAUGAAUAAAAUUAUAAUUAAGACUAUUCAAUCAGUUAAGGACCAAGUUGAGAAUCGAGUUAACUGCUUUGAGAUUUAUGGAUUCGAUUUUAUAUUGGAUUACUAACUUAAUCCUUGGCUUUUAGAGGUAAAUUUGAGUCCAGCUUGUACUGAAAGAACCGAUUGGCUAACUGUGAUGCUUGAUGAUAUGACCGAUGGACUCUUUAAGAUUUUAGAAACUAGGCUUUUAAAAAUUAAUGAUGAUUAUGAUUAAGAUUUGAAAGCGAGACUGAUGCAAAGUUAAUUGUAAAGUUAGCAAUAGAAAGUCCAUACUUGGGAUUUGAUAUAUAAGCAAAAAGAAAUCUACUAAGUUAGCAAUAAGGAGUAAAUUAUCAUUUCAGCUCAGUAAAAUAUUUAUAUGAAAGACCCUAUAAAUUAGUUGGAAAUAUUUGGCAAGAAGUUAAAUCUUAAGAUUUACAGAAAGCUUUCCAGAUAUACCAAAAGAUGGUUAGCAGCCAUUAUCAUCUAAAAGAAUUAUAGAAGAUACAAGGCUAAAUAGCAGUUUUACAAACUAAAACUUAGACUUUUGGUCAUUUUUAUUCAGAGUUUUGUUCGAAUGUGGUUAGCAAAAAACAAGCUAAAAUAUUUGAAAUAAUCAAAAGCUGCAGAGAAAAUUUAACAGAAGUUGAGAAUGUAUAUUAAAUAGAAAAUAGAUAAGCUUGUUAAGCAAUAGAUAUUGGAUUAGCAAAUCAGAUUUGAUAUUGAUAAAGUCAUUUAUAUUUAGAAAUUCUACAAAAUUAGAAUAAGAAAAUUUAAUCAAGCCAAAUAAUUAUUAAAUUAAUCAGCUGUUUGCAUUCAAAAGCAUUUGAAGAGUUAUUUAUCCUAAAAGAAAAUAUUAAGGCAAAUUGAUAUUAAGAGAAAACACUUAAUAAGAGAACAAUUGAGAGUUAGAGUAGAGUAAAGCAGUCUUAAAAUUUAAAAAUAUCUCCGAUCUCAUCAAGCAAGGAAAAAAGUUUAGAGCAUGAAAUAAAAAAGAAAAUUAACACUUAAGUUUGAAUAAAAAAUAUUGAAUUGGGUAUUGAAGAUGGAGUAGAAAGUGCAGCAAUAAUGCCUGAUUAUUUGGAAAUUCUAAGUCAAAGCUGUUGUUAUAUAGAAAUACCUUAGGUCUUAUCGAGAAAAGAAGAAAAUUGGAAUUUUAUUACUUAAGAAAUAAUAAUAGAAUAGAUUUAUUGGAUAGCAUUUGAACAAAUUAAUUCAUGAAAAGUAAAAGAUGAAUUUAAAUCAUAAUUCAGCCUCACUUAUUCAAAGAUAUCUAAAGGGCUUCAUUAUCUAUAAAAUGACAAAAAAGCAACUGCAUAAACAAAGACUUUCAAAUGCUUAAAUAACAAGUUUAGUGACUGACUAAUAUAAUAUCAUUAGUGAUGACAACAAUUAGGAAAUAUUGCUAGAAGUUGAUUAUCUAAGGGUCCCGAGUAAUUAAGAUAUUUUAAAUCAGACAUUUGAUGUCAAAGAAUUCUAAUAGAGAGUUAUCAAACCUUUGCUUAGCCCAACUCUUCAUGAUCUCCAUAAUAUGAGGAUACAUUCAAAUAAAUCACAAUCAGUUUCAAAUUCAAGACCUAGGACACCAUCUGUGUAUGGCUUGAAGAAUCCAUCUCUUAUUGAUGCCUAUGCUCAUUUGAAGAGUCAAUAAAAGAAAAUCAUUUUAACUAAUAAUGCUUUGAUAGUUAAGUAAGUAGCCAAACAAGUUUAGUAGCAAAUAGCAUUGACAAAGCAAAAGAAUCAAAAUUUCGCUUUUGUAAAUUUAAAUAAGAAAAAUGGGAAAACUAAGGGCAAAAAAUAUAAAAAAAUAAAACUAAUUAACUAGGAUAAAGGCGGUGGAUUUGUGGUGAAUGAAGAAUAGCUUAUUUAAAAGUUGAAUCAGCUUUACUAAUAAAGAGAUGAAAAGAAAUUGAUUAUUUAAUCAUAGACCCCAGUAUUCUCAGCUAAGGGCGCAUUAAGAACAGAAAUAUCACCUUUGGUUGGAAAAUUUAAACAUUAGUAAAAUUAGAGUAAGAAGGUACCAGGUGAAUUGCUACUUUCUGAUGAAUAGACUUGUAAAACUCCCUCAUCUCUAAACAGAAUGAUUGAUCCAAAGAUAAGUCUUUCAACACAGCCGUACAAAAACAUGAAUUUUAAGGCCUCAAGCAUUAACCCCCUAUCAUAAUCUCAAACCAAGUUGUCUCAAAAUAUUCUUGGUGACUUUAAAAUAUCUGAAUUUCGCAAAGAUACCAAAUAGAUAACUACUUUGUUAAGUGGCAUCAAUCCCCAAAUAGCUUUAAGUCAAAUAAAGUUCUCUAAAAGGAAAAGCAGUGUUAAUAACUUUGGAAAGAAAGUAGAUCUUAAUCUAAAAGAGACAUAAUUCUCAAUGGCUAAAUUUAGAAAGAGCAGUUAAAAGCAAACAGAUAAAAAGCAGAAUGACUUAAGAAAAAGUUCUAAGGAUGGUGGAAGUAAGUAUCUUCCUUACUAUGAACAGCAUGCAGGGGCUGAUCUGUAUCAUAGAUAUCAAAGUUGA